This is a messenger RNA of Durusdinium trenchii, 1281 nucleotides long. Lineage: Eukaryota; Dinophyceae; Suessiales; Symbiodiniaceae. The record is from the annotation of a GenBank genome assembly.
AUGCUCGAGGACCAAGAGCGGACGCAUGGGAUGAUGGUCAACCUGCCCAGUGUGGAUCGUGUGCAUCCCACGCAUGAGCCGGCUCCUCCAGAUGGACCAGCUACCGCCUUGCGCCUGGCCGCUGUGGAAGAAUCCAUGAACCUCAAGAACUCUGCGGCUCGGCGUGCGCGGUCCUAUCACUCCACUCAGCCCAAGCGGCCAACGAGAGCCUCUGUCAUGGAAUGGGCCUUUGGUCUCAAACGACAGGGCAGCGCCCGCUUCGAGGGCAUCUCCUCCUGCCGGACGAGGGUGCUGCGCCUGGUGACGCACACCGUCUUCGAAACUGCUUCGAUGUUGAUGCUCCUGGCAAAUGCCAUUGCCAUUGGGGUGCAGACCGACUACAUGGCCGUCAACCAGGUCCCCUCAGUGCCGCAGGCCCUGCGUACCAUGGACAUGAUCUUCUGCAUCUUCUUCAGUCUGGAGCUCACAUUGAGGCUGGUGGCCUUCGGGAAGAAGUUCUUUGUAAUGACCGGCUGCGCUUGGAACAUACUGGAUAUCAUCCUGGUGAUCGCACAGGUCACGGAGGAGCUCCUGUUGGCCAUUGCCGGAGGAAUGCAGUCCAAUGCUGACGUGAUGCGGGCCGUGCGGAUCAUGCGUGUCAUCAAGGUCUUGCGCUUGGUCGGCAUGCUAAGAAUGGCCGAGGAUUUGCAGCUGUUGAUCAACUGCCUCCUCCUGUCUCUGAAGCAGUUCGUGUGGUCGGCCUUGCUACUGAUGAUGGCCAUCUACGUCAUGGCGGUCUAUGUGACGCAGGCAGCCACCACCUACCGCCUGGAGAGCAGCGAGGGCAUCUACGCCAAGGCCAGCGCCCAUCCCCCACCAUGUGCGCCGUUGAGCGUGCUCUCCUUAUUCCAGGGCAUCGCAGGUGGGGUCGAUUGGCAUCAGAUUUCGGAGCCUUUGAUGAAUGGUAUCUCACCCUGGUUCGGCCUUCUCUUCGUGAUCUUCAUGGCCUUUUGCAUUUUGGCCCUGCUGAAUGUGAUCACAGGCACCUUUGUGGAGACCAUGAGUCAGCAGGCCAAGGAUUUGCACCUGCGCGGGCGCAUUGUCCAGGCGCGACGGCUCUUCAAGGAGAUCGACACGGAUGCCUCGGGUUACAUCAGCCCGGAUGAGAUCCUGGAGCACACGACCAACGCGGCCGUGCAAGAGUUCUUCGAAACCAUCGACGUGCAUCCAGAUGAGGCCAAGAACCUCCUGGAGGUGAUCGACUUGGAUGGGAACGGCAAGGCGUGCGUGGGCGGCGGCUGA